This is a messenger RNA of Leptopilina boulardi, 559 nucleotides long. It is a transcript of the gene Rpb10, whose product is annotated as DNA-directed RNA polymerases I, II, and III subunit RPABC5. Gene Ontology annotation, cellular component: RNA polymerase I complex; RNA polymerase II, core complex; RNA polymerase III complex. The transcript has 2 exons. Lineage: Eukaryota; Metazoa; Arthropoda; Insecta; Hymenoptera; Figitidae. The record is from RefSeq and is a predicted model, not a curated record. Gene Ontology annotation, molecular function: DNA-directed RNA polymerase activity; DNA binding; zinc ion binding. Bases 123 to 326 code for a protein of 67 amino acids. Gene Ontology annotation, biological process: tRNA transcription by RNA polymerase III; transcription by RNA polymerase II; transcription by RNA polymerase I.
GAUUGCAUUUGACAGAGAGUGAACAGAGCAGAAAGUUAUUGUUCUUGACGUUUUAUGCCGUUUUCUGAAACUCUAAAAAAAAAAGUAAAUUUUGACAAGGUAUUUUCAAUUUUUUAAUAACAAUGAUUAUUCCUGUGCGUUGCUUUACUUGUGGUAAAGUAGUUGGAAACAAAUGGGAAGCUUAUUUGGGUUUACUUCAAGCUGACUACACAGAAGGAGAUGCCCUUGAUUCACUGGGUUUGAAAAGAUACUGUUGCCGCAGAAUGCUAUUAGGCCACGUGGAUUUAAUUGAGAAACUUCUCAAUUAUGCACCUCUGGAAAAAUAAUUAAAAUAUUUUCUUUCUCUAUAUAUUUUCUCAGUAAGUUAAAACAAUUAAUUUUGAAUUUAAUUUAAAUAAACAAAAAUAUGUAUAGAACACUUAAUUAUAUAUUUUGUAAAUAAGAAUGUAAGUUAUAUUUACUUAAUUUCCUCUUUUCAAAACAAAAAUGAAAGAGAAAAUUGUAAAUACACUUCGAUGGUAAUGAUUUAAAAAUACAAUUAACAAUUUUCUAUAUAAAA